AGCUUUUGUGAUGCUGACACUCUUGCAACACAUGAUUGUUCUUGGCUUAUAUCACCAAGACUGUUCGUACAAGGCAUUUAAAUUGUCAAGUGUGUUUCACAAUGCAAGAACUACAAAUCGCUGAAACAACGUCAAGUGCACAAAAAAGCGGAUUGUGUGCAUGCUUGAUCUGCAUAAAUUCAAGUUAGAGUCGAAGAAUUGUGCAAAGUCUGUGACCACGCCCGUUUUUCACGAAACACCAAGACUGCUGUAAUGUCCAUCCCACAAUCAUUUGACACAAACCUAGUACUGCAGCACACCCUCAAAGAUGCAAGUAGUGCCAUCAUUGGACUUGGAGGCGACAGACCUACACCAGAGGUUGUAGUGGACAGGAUGCUUGGUGAAGGGGGCUAUAAUGAAGUUUUUUUGAUAUCUUGGCUCUCAGGCUGGGACGACUCCACAGGAUCCAAGUCUUUCGCUUUACGUAUUCCGAAACCAGAUUCUCUCCUGCCUCAUCAGAUAUUAAACGAGGUCGCUUCCAUAUCCUUGAUAUCUGCACGUUGCCCCAAUAUUCCAGUCCCCAAGAUAUACGCAUUUAGCGCUGACGGACCGAACCCAUUCAUCGCUCAAGAAUAUGUCGAUGGCGAGCCUUUGAGUACUAUAUGGAGUCGCUAUACCGAGAUGGAGAAGCAUUCAGUCGCCCUGAAGAUCGCUGAGAUAAUUGUUGAUAUGGCGGAGACGCGUUUCAGUGCUAUAGGCGGGAUUGCCAGUCCCACAAGCUAUACCCUUGGACCGACCGUUGAGGGAAGCAAGUUCUUCAAGGGACGCAGCAAAUUUCACUCCAAUAGAUGCUACCCCAUCGGUCCAUACAAAACCACAAAGGAAUACAUUCUCGCUUGCUACGACAAAGAGAUAUACUAUUAUACCCAUGCCCCCGAGUCCGAUAUCGAUUCCGGUCUUUUCGAGAUUACGUCUGUCGAAGAUUUUGUGCAGCAACUACGAGAUAAGAAGCGUCAGCUAGAGACUAGCUUCGUUACUGAAGACGAGCCAUUUGUGCUCGUGCAUGGAGAUUUUCACGGUCGGAAUAUCAUGAUGCAUGGUACGCAGGUACAAGCUGUCCUUGAUUGGGAGUUUGCAGGUGCAUAUCCUUUGGGUGAGCUAUUAGGAGGGAUGGGAGUCGAUGUCGUGGAAGUCGAGGACGAUAAAUCAGAAGAGGAGAGUGUAGUCUGGAGCAGAAAGAUUGUGCGUAGGGUCGAAGAGAUGGCGAGACAAAGAGGGUGGGAUGCGAAGGAGUUAGCGCUGUUAUUGGGCGAUGGAGAUCCUGUCCUCGGUGAAGCAAGGAUGGAAAUGUUUCCGGCUGAGUACUGAAUAAUAUGCUGGAUAAGUUCUUUUCUUUGUAACUUUUCCUUGGUUUUGUUUCGAAUCUGACGCCACGGU
Molecule: messenger RNA, 1416 nt
Organism: Suillus subalutaceus
Lineage: Eukaryota; Fungi; Basidiomycota; Agaricomycetes; Boletales; Suillaceae
Product: kinase-like domain-containing protein
Exons: 4
Coding region: 253-1347 (364 amino acids)
Biological process (GO): protein phosphorylation
Molecular function (GO): protein kinase activity; ATP binding
Source: RefSeq, a predicted model, not a curated record